This is a messenger RNA of Meloidogyne enterolobii, 901 nucleotides long. The record is from the annotation of a GenBank genome assembly. NCBI's taxonomy places the organism in Eukaryota, Metazoa, Nematoda, Chromadorea, Rhabditida, Meloidogynidae.
UGCAGAAAUGGUUCGUAUUUUUAAUUUAUUGGAUGGAGCUAAUGAUAUUGAAAUUUGUGUUAAUUCUGAUGCGGAUGAAAGGAUUAGAUAUUAUUUGAUUAAUUUUAUAUGGUCUUUUGAGGAAUUGAAACUUUACAAAAAUGAUUCAAAAAAUAGAGGAGAAUCACAAAAUAUUUUUGGCAUUAAUUUACCAAAAAUUUUAACUAUAAGUAAAGGCUAUUCGGCAGCUUCGCUUUCUCGGGCUUUUGUUGAUUUUAUUAUAAACGAAUUAAAUUUAGAAAAAUUAUUAGAACAAUUAAAUAAAGCUAAAUUUGGGGUUGAUGAACAUUUAUGGCAAUCUUUAAGUAUUUCUGAUAAUUUAAAUGCUCCCGGUGGAUUUACUGAACAAUGUUAUGCUUUUGGAUAUACAACACCUUUUAUUACUAGGUAUGCUUUAUGGGGAAGUACAGAUUGUUUGAGUGGAAGUAUUAGACAUGAUGUUUGUGUGUUUGGAUUAGAGGACCUUACUUCAGAAAAUAUUUUUAAAAUUCCCCAUUUAUUUAUUAACAAAAUGAUGCCUGGAUAUGAUUUUGGAGUAAUUAAAUGUUGGCAUAAAAAAUUAAAAGAAAGACAAAAAAUAAAGUCUGAGAGGAAAUUGAAUUUAGAAUAUUAUAAAAAUUGGCCACAAACAAUUUAUAAUCAAAUGAGGAGAAGAAAUAAAGGAACGAUUAAAUUUUCUGAAUUAAAAUGUAAAUAAAUUUAAAUAAAAUAUCUAGUCAAUAUCGAGGAUCGUGCCGACUUAAAAAAUAAAUGUGUGGGUUUUCAAAAAAGCGAAAAGGCAUGAUCCUUGGUCGGAUUACAUCGGGUAUAAAAAUUUUAUCAAGUGAUAAACCCUUUAUCAUGUUAUAAAACCUUUCGUUCA